Molecule: messenger RNA, 1974 nt
Organism: Cataglyphis hispanica
Lineage: Eukaryota; Metazoa; Arthropoda; Insecta; Hymenoptera; Formicidae
Product: synaptotagmin-1-like
Exons: 8
Coding region: 450-1847 (465 amino acids)
Biological process (GO): regulation of dopamine secretion; cellular response to calcium ion; regulation of calcium ion-dependent exocytosis
Cellular component (GO): membrane
Molecular function (GO): calcium ion binding; phosphatidylserine binding; calcium-dependent phospholipid binding
Source: RefSeq, a predicted model, not a curated record
UACGAACGCAGGCGCACAGAAACGCUCUUGGGGUGAGUCUACAAGGCUACAAGGUGAAAGAGAGUAUAUGUAUAUGUAUUAGUUGUGGAUAAUCGCGAGGUGAACGUGACGAAUUGCUUUCCGAAGCUACUGACGCGAUGUCUCAGUUGUGAUUUAUUGGAAAGCCGAGGAAGCCCUUGCUCGCUAGCCUCUUGUUCCAGCUGAAUAGAAUAAUGUAACGUUACGGGAACGAUCUGGGGACACACACAAAGAGAAAUGUGUUAAUGAAAGAUAUUUAUAUAUAAAAUAUACAAAACAAACUCCGGCUUCAAAGUUUUAAGUCGAUAAUAUUGUUGCGAUUAAUUCUCAAGAUUAAUUGCGACGAGAUCAAACGACAGCUGUUUGACAGCCGCAAUAAAUCGCUCGUUGACGGAAGAUUUAAACGAUGUGGACAUAGAUUCGCAAUUAAGAUGGACGUUCACGGUGCCGGAGUAGUCGCCGUUCUGGGCACAGUUGGAGCUGCUACCGGAGCAAUCUCGGCAGUAAUCGUCUACACCAUUUGUGCGCGUCGCCGACGAUUGCCGCUGCUUACUUCGGUUGGAGGACCACUUAACUGGUUUGAAAAGGAUCUGUUGAAUAGAGCCGAGGAGGCAGCCAGAUCAUCAAAGGAUGUUUUGGUUGGUGUUGCGCUUUCGCGGGAUAAUAAAAUCAUCAAGCGCAGUGAUAGUCACUCUGAUGAUGACGAAUGGCAAUCCGAUCAUGUAUUUGACAGCAUUGCCAGUGAUUCUCCUAGAAGAGUUAUGCAGCAUCUCUCGGAAUCGGAUGAUAUCUCUCCAUCUCCGAUGAGUCCGCUCGCGCCACCUCUUCCGGAAGGUACAGUGGUUGCAUCCGAGAAGCGCAUGGUGAUCGUUAGGCCACCGCUGCGAAGUAUAGAUGGAUCUCAAUCCCGAUUAAAUAGUGUCGAAAUCGUUGAGUCAACUCGACGACACAAGCUCUCCUCAUCCUCUUCGACCUCAUCGUCCGAUGAAAUCAGAGGUGAAUUAAAAUUGGGGUUGAUUUAUGACGCUUCCGCUGGAAUACUUACUGUGAGACUUAUUGAGGCGCACGAUCUUCGUGCCCGAGAAUUGAGCGGAAUUGCGGAUCCUUACGCUAAAAUACGUUUGCUGCCUGACCGAAGUAACGUAUGGCAAACCACGAUACACAGGCGUACUCUGAAUCCCGUAUUCGACGAGGAUUUUGUUUUCGAAGUAACGCCUGCAUCAUCAUUGGCCGGAAGGACAUUAGAAAUCCUGCUCUAUGAUUUCGAUGCGUUCACGCGACACCGAGGUUUGGGUUAUGUGCAGCUUCCCCUAUGCUCCGUGCCGGAUCUCGGUGCAAAUAUGAUGAUCAUUACGAAACCAGUUUUACGAUACGGUGCGGAGGGUGGUUUUAAAGCACCACCUCUAGGAGAACUAAUGGUUUCCAUCUCGUAUCAGCUGUCUUUAGAGAAACUAUCAAUUAUUGUCGUCAGGGCGAGAAAUUUACCCGUUCUCGAUGAUCCUUCGAACGCAAAUUCGUACGUAAAGGUAUCACUCAUUCAGGAUGGUAAGAAUCUUAGGAAGAAGAAAUCAGGUAUACAACGUGAGACUACCAGUCCCGUAUGGAAUGAUAUCCUUAGCUUUGACAUCAGUAGCGACGUGUUAUCGAAGUGUGUGUUACAAUUCUCUGUGUUGCGAGCCAACGGUGAUCUCCUAGCUAAAUGUGAGGUAUCCAACUCGUGUCAAAGAGAAUUGUUUCAGCGUGUAUUAUCCGGCAAAGGCGCAUCAGCGCAAUGGUUACCAUUGUCAGAACCAGCGCAGCACAGUGAUAAUGGCGAGUUGAAAGAUUAAGAGAAUCGUUGUUAAAAUAUAAUUAAUAUAUGAAAAUGCAUCGUAUCGUAUAAUUAUUUUGAAAUGUACAAUGAAAUGCUUCUGCAAAAAAAAACAAAAGGAGUUCCAUCUUUUCCAUUCUCGAAUU